UGCAAUGUCGACAGUCGAUGUCGCUCACGUUUCAGAAUUAUUUAUAAAUUUUCAAUUCUAUAAAUAAACAUUAGUAAAAUUAACAUACAACGCGCUUUCUUUAUAGUUAAGAUAUUAUGAUUGUGUAAAACCAAUACGUACGUAAAUGCGACGCGUUUAAAAUGUUUUCGGCGUCUCAGACAUUGUUUUGGUUUCGAGCGUUGCAAAACAUGUUUUAAAAAGCAAAACACUAGCUUAUUUUCGAUUUUUAAAGUGUUAUUAUCAAAUAAAACGAUUGACACAGUGCACUAAUAUUAAUCUUAGUAGUACAAAGGUUGUUUCGCCUAUUAAUUACACCUUUUAUCAGUGUUAAUUUUAUCUCUUUAAAACGACGAUUAUGCAAACGGUUUAACUGUUUUUGUAGUUGUAGUAAAGUGUUAAAAUACGGAAAUGCCUGGGAAAAUAAAAGUUAAGGUGUUAGCGGGGCGUAACUUGCCUGUUAUGGAUAGGGCCAGUGAUACAACCGAUGCUUUCGUGGAGAUAAAGUUCGGUGGGAUAACGCAUAAAACCGACGUCUGCCGGAAGUCACUGAACCCUCAGUGGAAUAGCACCGAAUGGUACAGAUUUGAGGUGGACGAAUCAGAACUACAAGACGAGCCCCUUCAGCUGCGCCUUAUGGACCACGACACGUAUUCUGCGAACGACGCCAUUGGCAAGGUGGUCAUCAGCCUCGCCCCGCUACUGGCCCGGGAGGCCAAUAAUGCCAACGGCGCGGCAGGGCUACCUGGAGGUGCAGUGAUGUCGGGCUGGAUCCCGGUGUUCGACACCAUGCACGGUAUACGAGGCGAGCUCAACGUGAUUGUCAAAGUGGAGCUGUUCUCAGACUUCAACAAGUACAAGACGUCCAGCUGUGGAGUGCAGUUCUUUCACUGUCCAAUGAUACCACCCGGGUACAACGCGACGGCUAUCCACGGCUUCGUCGAGGAGUUGAUCGUGAACGACGACCCGGAGUACCAGUGGAUCGACAAGAUAAGGACUCCUCGAGCUUCCAACGAGGCCAGGCAGGUCGCCUUCAUCAACCUCAGCAACCAGGUACAACGCUUAGUGGGACUGAAGGCGGCAGAGUUAGGAGCGAACGCAGUGGUGGGUUACCAACAGGACUUCGACUUGGAAGGGGAAGCAGGUGUGGUGGCUCGGGCCAUUGGUACCGCUGUCAGCAUAACUCCGCUACCUACCCCGAGCGUACCCUUAAACAUCACUUGCACGCAACAACAAUUAAAAAAAUACUUGGACAUUUUGGCGACAGACGAGGAAAGUAUAACAGACUUGCAAGAAUAUUAUCAAUCUCAUCAAGAAGAGUUGAUGAGAAUAAUAAGCAUCUUGAAUCCUCAAGCUCCACUACUUUUGGAUGACCCAGAUACUUUUGACGAUGAUGAAAAAAGCCUCGAAGGUCAAGCAAAACCAACAACACCAUCAAAAAGUUACACUGGUGAUCUCUCUAUUUACCAAGAUAAUUACGUUGCACAAAAAAGCCUUAGACACCUUUCCGAAGAUCAAAUAGAUCUCGACAAAUUACUUAAUAGGCCGGAACCACCAGAAUCAAUUAACCCUCUAAAAACAAUCAAAAAGAUAAAAAACAAUUUAUUCUCGAAAAAGUUCACUAAACGCUCGUCUAAACCAGACAUACAAGACGAUCAAAUAUCUAUUAAAUCAACUUCGUCCGACACAUCGCGUAUAUCUAUAUCAGAUAUCAAAAAAGAGAUUAAAAAGAUAAAGAAACUGAAAAUGCCAAAGAUUAUAACCGAAAUAACAGAAGACGACGGUGUGGGUAUGGCUUCUAUACUAGCUCGAUCCGUUAUACACGCUCAUACUAGCCUCGCUUGUAUUAAGGAAAGUCAAGACUCUGAGAAUUCCCCAAGCUCUACCUUGAGAAGGACUAGUGAAUCUGAGCCGAAUGUGACCAUUUCAGAUGAUGAUAAAACACGACCUCAAUCGAGUACAGGAAAUGUACCAGAAAACGACAUAAAAAAUAUACCAGAAAUACAUUGCGGCUCAUUAGAAAAUAUUAAGAGCAACGAAACUGCUCCACGCGAACGCAAAAUAUCAGAGUCAUGUCCAACAACUCCCAUUGUUUCGAGAAAUGAAAAUCUUCUCAAAUUGCCUGGAGAUAAUGAUUUUUAUGGUUCCGUUUCAUCUGCUCUUUCGGUUGAAAGUUCAGAAAUAUAUUCAUCUUCAGACGAAGAUGACGAAAGUUAUGAUAUGAAAAGCGACGUAGAACAAAUGGAUACAACGAGUUCUGUUAUUCAAUCUGUUCUUAGCAAUGUCAACUUUAUGACUGAAAUGGACAGAAAACAAACCGCUUCAGAGAUGUCAUCUCUUGAAAAUAACAAUGAUCAAAAAAUUACAAAUGUUCAAAAUUUAAAAGAUUCCGAAACGAAAACCAACAUUCUUACUACUGGGAAGGAGCUGGAAGUCAAUGCCCAAUCGUUAUUGACUGGAGAUAAACCAACGUGUGUACCUUUAAAGUCAAAUAAUUCUCAUUCUAUCAAACUCCAUAAUCCCUUUGCACAUAAAAAGGUAUCAAAAAGUAUAAGCGCACCUUCUUCUCCCGUAGAAAAGAGCAGUUUUAUAUACCGAUCUUCAAAAAAAAUUAAGCGACAGCUGUCGAAAUUUUCUAAGAACAGCAUGAUUAAAAGUUUAUCGCAUUAUUCGUUGUUACCCAAGAAAAAGCACGUCGACCCUAAAACUGCUAUAAGCCAACCUGGGUCUGCUUCUGAUGUUACAUCUAAGGUUCCUAGUGACACAGUGUUAGGUUCACCUUUUUUAUCCUAUACAGAUUUGCUCAGUCUAGAUAAACAAGGUUUUACCUCUAUGAACCAGCUCCAUAAGAGCGACGAGCAUGUCGCGUCUAAGGCCUUCAUGUACAUAGGAUCAGAACCGGUUUCAAGAUCAUCUUUAAGCGGCCCAUCAUUCAGUAGGGACGAAAAUAAUUUUAUUGAUCAUAAACCCUUUAAGAAAGAACAUACUAAACUUAAACCUGCCGGUCUUGUUCAUACUGCCAUGGAGACUAUACUGAUGGACAAGGUAGAAUCGUUGUUGGUACCAACAAGCCCAGAUCCGUUUAAAACCGAUAAUACAAAAUUUUUCGACGAUGUCAAUGAAAAAUUGGAAAAAGUUCAGGGAGCUGAAAUAAAACCUAAAGGGUUAAUUCAUUCUGCCUUAGAAACAGUGUUAAUUGAUAAAAUAGAAUCUCUGUUGUUACCAACAACGCCUGAUGCUGUAAGAGGUGACGAAAAUAAAUUUUUCGGCGAUCCAAAACCUAAACCCCAUUCUGAAGAUGUUCUUAUUAAAACAAAAGUGGAUAGGGAAAUAAUAGAAUCUAAAGGUCUUGUGCAUUCUGCUAUGGAAACAAUGUUAAUUGACAAAGUGCAAUCACUAAUGAUGCCUGCAACACCCGAGGACGUUAAAACUGGCGAUAAAGAAUUUUUCAAGGAUGCGAUUGAAGAAAAAAAUUUAAAAUUCAAGGCUGAAGACCUGGCACACAGCAAUUAUCCUGAAACAAAUGACACUAAUAUUGAAAUUAGGAAAUUCAAUGAAUUAGAAAAUGUCCAAGCUGAUGUUGAAGAAAAUAUAGAUACUAAAAAAGACAAGCUAUUCGAAGCAGAUGACAAAAACGAAGUAAAAUCACGAACCGAAGAGAAAACACACUCUAAGAGCCCUGAUAAAAAUAAAAGAGUAAUCGAAAAGAAGGAACGCAAAUUAGUUCGUCAGGACAGUAUCCGAUCUACGGAGGAUACGGCGUCGUCUAAAAUGUCCAAGGAAUUAGAUCCAAAUAAUAAAAUCACACCAUUCAAAUUAACCCACGCGCCAAUGCUGCAACAUUUCCAUCCCAUACUUAGUGGAUCACCCUUAGAGACCAUACCAUCGCUGCCGGAAAGCAGUGUAGAUAGAAGUGAGAGCUUAGAUGCUGAGGGAGUUGAUACUAACAGUGUUAGCGUGUGUUGUAACUCGCAUGCAGUGUGCGAUGUUGACAGGAGCGACCGAGAGCGAGAUAGGGAGCGGGACAAGUGCGACAAGGACAAAGGGUCUCCAAGACACGCAAGACAUGAGUCGUAUGGAGGAAGGGAGCCGGUCGGAAGUGUUACAGGACAGAAUGCUUCUCUAAAUUCAUCGUCUACUCCUUUGGGUAUACAUAGACGAUCUUCGGAUUCCGAUCUCAGUGUUACACCUAAAGGCGGCUCUCUUAACGCGUCAGUUGGAAUAAUAGGAAGUGGUGGCGGGGCAAUACUGAGGCCCUCAAUGAACAGCAAUAACUUGGAAAUGCUCGAAUACCCGUUCCUUACAAUGACUGAAUAUCCACCAGGAUUUAUUGUCCAUAUUGGCGGCACAGUUUGCGCUCGGUCAGUAAAACUGGUGGAUGCUGGUGGGGAGAGUGCGGCGCGUGCGGCGUGGUGGGCGGAGCUGCGUACUGAGUUGCGUGCGCACGCGCGCGCCUUGCGGUGCACCGCCGUGCUGGCGUACAGCGAACGCGCGUCUGUGCGUGAGGACGUCUGCGUGCUAUCCGCGUCUGGCACUGCCGCCGUCAUCAACCUGGACUGCGACUUCACUCUCGAAGAACCCACAGUGGUGACGACGGGUUCCAAAAAUGCUUUGGAUGAGUGUGAAAUAGAACCGUGCUCUAUCGCGCACGUACCUUACUCGCCAGGGGCCGGGCCAUACCGCGCGGAGUUAUCCAUGUGUGGUGGAUGCAGGAGGGCCCGCGUACCCACCGUGCUUCUAGCGACGUGCGCGAAACCCAGCCGACUGAUUUCUUAUGCCAAAGCCGUCACUAUUACUGCGGUCGCGGCUCGCUGCCGUAGGGCCGUAGGGGCGGAAGCGGGUGCCAGGGACCUGUCAGACCAGUUGCCCUUCCUGGAGUACGAACUGCACAAGCUGUUGCUAGCCAAGUUGAGAAUGCAGGGCGCAAACGCAAUAUUCGCACUGCAAACGCAAAUCGCAAUAGGUGAAAGAUGCGUCAUGGCGCUGGCGAGCGGAACUGCGGUGCGAUUGGGGGCCUUGCCGCCGCCCGUGCCGCCCAGGAUAAAGGCCUCAGAGAAAGACAAGAACGCAAUAGAGAUCCAAAAGUCUCUGUGGGAAGCGUUCACUGCUAACAAGUCAGCGAAUGGCUACGACAUGGGUUCACAGGAGUACAGCACAAACGGAGUGCUACCAGAAAUAGAAGGCGAAGAAGCUCCAGUACUAGAUCUCUGCGCGGACAAAGAUGCGUGUGUUCUAGAGUUGGACGAGGCGGAAGAUGUGGAGACAGCCAAAGCGCUGGCCAUCCGUCGCAAUCACAUGCAGGUGUUCACCAACAUGCUGCGACCAGCACUCGCCGCGCCGCCGCACGCCUUCAUGCAAGUUUGGCGAGCACGCCUAGGAUCCCAAGGGUCCGGAGCAGAAAGGCUAGUUGCGAGCGCUUUGACCGGGGCCGCAUACAAGUUGAGGAGGUUACAGCCAGCGGCCCUCGCCGCACCAUCCUUCCACUUGGAACUGCCUGAGGAUGAAAUCCAGUUAGUAGUGUCGGGCACAGCCAUCCCUCUACACGACCCUUCUAAAGUGGAACACACCAAUGGAGUAGAAAAGGAAGGUGUAUUAGAGGGAGACGACGACAUCUUCGCUCUCGAUGAAGAGCAACAAGCGAAACCGUCGCCAGAAGCGGAGGAUAAGAAUAGUGGACCGGCGGCCGGCCUAGUAUCCCUAACGACUCUAAGCACGGUGGAAGGCACUAAGGUAGCCCGGCGUGUCUGCUCUUUGCGUUUGUUAUUCGUAAGAGAAACCACCGCAGUCAGAGAGUUGGGUGGACUCAGCGGCUUUCUACACACGUUCACUUGUGAGGUACUGGCGAUAGUCCGCGCGUACACGACUGCUUUGGGUGGUAACGCUUUGACGUCACUCUACCUCGCGCACCUGUUGUUACAUCAUAACGGGCACAAAAACCAGGGGCAGUGUCUUCUCUCCGUAGGCGGUGACGUAGUUCAUAUAACUUAUUAAUAUAGUUGAUAUGUUUUAUUACAUCUCGUAAUGUGUCUCCGAGUGGUGACGGCAGAUCAAAAUACAGCUGUCACCACCCGUGCUCUUCCCGCGGAUGUCGUACGAGGCGACUAAGGAAAUAUAACGGAGAGCAGUCACCAGCGCUAUUUCUGAUAUACUACCAUCUACUGAUAUCACCACCGUCUGCCCAGCGUAUUGAUUAUGGGCAAAACCGCCCGCUGGGAGAGGCAUUCAGUGAAACAUUAUUAAUAGUGCAUUAUGCUACAAGUGCGCAAAGAUGAAAAUUAAAUUGUGGAAUUAUUAAAUGGUGUUUAUCCCCGAGUGUAUUACGGAUGAAUGUAGCAUACGUUUUUCAAUAUAAUUGUAAGUACCCGAUACUUAUACAACGUGUAACCGAAUUACGAUACAAUGUUGAAAGAUUUUUAUUUAUUUAUUCAUUCAGAAUAUUGGUAAGGAUACAGAAUUGACACAAUAAACAUGAUGGCGCGAUAGCUGUUCCAAUAGUAUAAACUUUCGCAACAAGUAACGCCCACCUCCAAUACCAAUAAAACAAAAGAAGAACACAGUAAAUGCCUAUAAAAAAAAUAGAGCCAAGUAAGUCAAUUAAACAGAGACAAAUAAAAACAAUGAUUAAAUUUCAAAUAAAAAAAAAAACAAUAAAAUGCAUGGGUAUAAUUCAUAAAGAGUCACCCUGUAAAAUAUUAAAUCAAUGGAAGCUUAUUUAUUUUUCCAUACUUCAAAG
Pararge aegeria (speckled wood butterfly) is the source of this 6751-nucleotide messenger RNA. RefSeq names its product C2 domain-containing protein 5. Gene Ontology annotation, molecular function: calcium ion binding; calcium-dependent phospholipid binding. The transcript has 22 exons. The coding region runs from base 430 to 6009 and encodes 1859 amino acids. Gene Ontology annotation, biological process: positive regulation of D-glucose transmembrane transport; protein localization to plasma membrane; positive regulation of protein targeting to membrane. Lineage: Eukaryota; Metazoa; Arthropoda; Insecta; Lepidoptera; Nymphalidae. The record is from RefSeq and is a predicted model, not a curated record. Gene Ontology annotation, cellular component: plasma membrane.